AUGCAAGCGAAUGCAGAGCUAGAGCCCUCGGUGCACAUCCGCGAACUUAAGAAGGACCGAGUGAACUUCGUUCUCGAGAAUGUCGACCUUGCGUUCGCAAACUCCCUAAGACGGGUUAUGAUGGCCGACCUGCCGACAGUAGCGAUCGACACGGUAGAAGUGGUAUCGAACACUACGGUGUUACCGGAUGAGUUCAUUGCACAUCGGCUGGGAAUGAUUCCCCUGGUAAGCGCGAACUGCGACGAGGCAAUACGGGAGACGCGGGAAUGCACAUGCGACACCGCAUGUGAAUACUGCGCGAUACCACUCAGUCUGAAUGUUGCAUGUCAUGACAGUCGAACCCUCGACAUCACGAGCAACCACCUGCAAUAUGAUCCCUCCGUUUUCAAUCCACAGCAGGAGUCUGGAGCCGAAGGUGAAGAGCUGACAAAACGUGUGGAUAACUUUGGACAUCCCGUAGGCAAGAAUGAUCCAUCUCUCCCUCCAGUUCUCAUUGCAAAAAUCCGUAAAGGACAAGAGCUUAAAGUCAGGUGCCUUGCCAAACGUGGUUUAGCCAAAGAGCACGCAAAAUGGUCUCCCUGUUCUGCUGUUGCCUUCGAAUAUGAUCCGCAUAACAAACUCCGGCAUACUACGUACUGGUAUGAAACAGAUCCCCGUGCUGAGUGGCCUCUAUCAGACAAUGCUCGGGAAGAGGAGCCUCCGAGAGAUGACGAGCCGUUCGACUUCAAUGCGAAACCCCAACGGUUCUAUUUCGAGGUGGAGACAGAUGGCAGUUUAGGUCCGCAGGAAGUCGUGAUGAAGGUAAGUAAGCAUCCGUCAGCCUCCUGCCACUGCGCGGAGUCCCUUGAAUUUAUCAACAUGUAA
Gloeophyllum trabeum ATCC 11539 is the source of this 864-nucleotide messenger RNA. RefSeq names its product insert subdomain of RNA polymerase alpha subunit. Gene Ontology annotation, biological process: DNA-templated transcription. Gene Ontology annotation, molecular function: protein dimerization activity; DNA-directed RNA polymerase activity; DNA binding. Lineage: Eukaryota; Fungi; Basidiomycota; Agaricomycetes; Gloeophyllales; Gloeophyllaceae. The transcript is spliced from 6 exons. Gene Ontology annotation, cellular component: RNA polymerase II, core complex. The record is from RefSeq and is a predicted model, not a curated record. The coding region runs from base 1 to 864 and encodes 287 amino acids.